Molecule: messenger RNA, 544 nt
Organism: Nematolebias whitei (Rio pearlfish)
Lineage: Eukaryota; Metazoa; Chordata; Actinopteri; Cyprinodontiformes; Rivulidae
Product: bromodomain-containing protein 8
Exons: 3
Coding region: 19-327 (102 amino acids)
Cellular component (GO): NuA4 histone acetyltransferase complex
Molecular function (GO): protein binding
Source: RefSeq, a predicted model, not a curated record
GAGUUCCAGAGGGACAUCAUGCUGAUGUUUCAGAACGCAGUCAUGUACAACAGUUUGGACCACGACGUGCACCACAUGGCUCUGGAGAUGCAGCGGGACGUCCUGGAGCAGAUCCAGCAGUUUCUGGCCACCCAGCUCAUCAUGGAGACGUCCGAAUCCGGCAUCAGCGCCAAGAGCCUGAGGGGCCGCGAGAGCACGCGCAGACAGGACUCCACUGACAAGGACUCUGUGUCCAUGUCUUCACCUGCCUUCCUCCUUUCUCUCUUUGAUGGUGGCACCAGAGGGCGCCGCAGUGCCAUAGAAGCUGACCUCAAGAUGAAGAAGUGAAGAGUGGGAGUUUCAUCCAGCAGCUUGUGUUGGAGUGGCGGACUGAGAUUGUUGCUCAGCUGCACGGGUUCAGGCCGAGCUCUGCCGGGUCAUCUGCACUUACUCUCCAGACAUGAUCGGACUGCAACACGGAAGGGUUCAUUUCAUCCGAGACAUGGAGUCCAUUUGUUUGUUCCCAAGUUACUGUGGGGAGUUAAAACUUUUCCUAAAUGUAACA